Papilio polytes (common Mormon) is the source of this 448-nucleotide messenger RNA. RefSeq lists its product as uncharacterized. The record is from RefSeq and is a predicted model, not a curated record. The annotation marks the transcript as partial. Lineage: Eukaryota; Metazoa; Arthropoda; Insecta; Lepidoptera; Papilionidae. The transcript has 3 exons.
ACUUUUGUGUGAUUCAUAAUUUUGUUGAGUGACAAUUUAUUGAAUUGCCUUGCUCUGUUGCCAAUUAUUACUCCUUAACUCUUGUGAUUUCCAAAAUAUAUUUCAAACUGAAUGGAGAAAAUGUUACAAUUCUUAUAGAAAUCAAACUUUCCAUUGUUUACACGGUGUACGCAUUUCUUGUGCUAAUACCUGUUCUUCCGGCAAAAUGUCCAAAUGGCAAUCAGAGAGAAGCAUUCACGAAAUGUUGAAGGAUACACCACCACUCCGGGAGUCCAGUGACUCCAUUACAUCUGGAACAGAAGCCAAAUUCCCUACAUCGCGGUCUAUGCCUUUCCCACCAGCUUAUGCACCACCGGACGUGUCUCAAAAUGGAGCUGCAGGGAACAGCACGCUGCUGCGCGCCGGCUCCACCAAGCUGGAGUCACUCAAGAAUUGGAGUGUAUCCACA